Parastagonospora nodorum SN15 is the source of this 1716-nucleotide messenger RNA. RefSeq lists its product as hypothetical. Bases 1 to 1716 code for a protein of 571 amino acids. Gene Ontology annotation, biological process: ubiquitin-dependent protein catabolic process; establishment or maintenance of cell polarity. The record is from RefSeq and is a predicted model, not a curated record. Lineage: Eukaryota; Fungi; Ascomycota; Dothideomycetes; Pleosporales; Phaeosphaeriaceae. Gene Ontology annotation, cellular component: MUB1-RAD6-UBR2 ubiquitin ligase complex. The transcript is spliced from 3 exons.
AUGCGUGAAGUCAACUUCAGCAUCCCCAACGCCAACAAGGCGUCGGUCGGCAUCACCACCGCCCUCUACGACCGCCGCGCCCUCGACUGCACAUCCACCCUGCCGCUCAUCAACUCGCUCAACCACCUCGCAUACCUCACAACCUCGUCGGCGCGGAUACGGGAUAUUCUCACCGUCGAUGGCGGCAUCGAGCGUCUGAUAUGCAUUCUCAAAGAGGGGCGGAGCAAGGACAUGAUGGACAUGUGGAAGUGGAACCUGGCUUUCCAAUGCAUCUUUAACAUUGGUGUGCGAGGUUCCGAGAACGUCAGGACGCGGGUCGUCGAAGCCGAUAUGGUGCCUGUCAUUGCUACCAUCCUCGACAACUACAUCAAAGUCGUCGACAAGUGCAAAGCGAGGGCCGAAGCCGACUUGCAUCGCUCGGCUCGCCUGGGCGCUUCCAGCCGACACCAUUCUUCCCGCUCUGGUGAGAUGGCAUCCGGCUCAGGCCACAGCCACAGCCACAUCCACAGCCACAGAUCGGAGCGAUCCUCGCGGCGAGCCAUCCCGCCUCCUAUCGAGAUACCCCAGGCUUUUGCACAAGCCCAGGCACAGGCACAGGCAGAAUCACAACUGGGAGAUGCCACGCAGACCCCUGCCUUCUCCUUGAGCUCCCCUCCGGAGCGAACCACCUUCAACCGUGGCCGACCUCCCCACCACCAUCACCACCGCAGCCACGAAGGUCGAGCACAGCUUUUCGGAGCUGCGCCCACCACAACUCGUGGUCUCGGGCAGCCACUCGUCACCGCGCUGCCUUCGAUGGAUCGCAAGCCACCGACCCCUUCGCGCUGCGGCCCGCCUUCGAUUCGGCAGCAGCUGUCUGUAUCUGGCGAGUCCGACCUCGAAGCCCAACAAGAUGAAAUUGUGGCAGACAACGCCGCCGUCGCAGGUCCUGUGAAUGAGCCCAUUGUCGGCAUACAGAAUAACGAGAUCAACAUGUCAGACAUUGUCGACAACGCUGAGAUGCUGGAUGCCGGUACCACGCCGGUGCCCAUUGCAGCACCCUCUGAAGGGACAGACGAGAACAACGAGACGUUCAACAUCACACACCGUCCCGCACUUGAUGGUAGUCUUAUCAACCCCACCACAACUCCUCCCACGAACCCCAUCACUGGCUUCUCACCCAUGCAACCCGCCAUCAACGUCGUCAACACAAACCCACCGCCCGCCUGGUACCCUCGCGCAGCAGACCGCAACGUAGCAGCAGGGUACUCGGCCGCCAUGCCCCGCGAUGAGGAUGUUCUCAUGUCCCUGCAACUGCUAGCCUACGUCUCGAAAUACUGCAACCUCCGGUCCUACUUCCAGAAGUCGCAUCUGGUGCCCAAGUUGAAGAUUGGCAGCGACUUGCAGUUCACCGAGGGAGACGUUGCGGCUGCUGAAGCACAGAAAGAGGAUGAGGAAGAACUUGAAGAAUACGAACUUCCAGACGACUUCAACAUCUUCCCCUUGGUCGAGCAGUUUACGUACUGGGCAAGCGUCGUUAUGCGCAACCUUUGCCGGAAAGACGACUCGCGGGGAGGCAUUCGGCAAUGCGCCUACUACCAAUGCGGUCGUUGGGAAGAGUUCACGCGCCAGUUUGCUAAGUGCCGCCGCUGCCGACGGACCAAGUACUGCAGCAAAGAGUGCCAAAAGAGCGCCUGGGUUUUCCAUCGCCAUUGGUGCGUGGCUGCCACAUCGUGA